This is a messenger RNA of Homalodisca vitripennis (glassy-winged sharpshooter), 582 nucleotides long. RefSeq lists its product as uncharacterized. Lineage: Eukaryota; Metazoa; Arthropoda; Insecta; Hemiptera; Cicadellidae. The record is from RefSeq and is a predicted model, not a curated record. The transcript is spliced from 3 exons. The coding region runs from base 144 to 467 and encodes 107 amino acids.
CCAGUUUUCUGAAAUUUGACCGGAUCACAGGAGAGGGGGAGGGGGCUGCCGAAGGUCAGUGCUCGACCAGUGGUGUAUAAAUAAGCGGGAUCCUGCCAUCCUCACUACUGGCUCCUUGCGUCUCGUCCGCCAACAGCACCAACAUGAAAUACUUCGCCGCCGUAGUCCUGCUCGCCGCCGCCGCUGCCGCCGCAACAGUGCCGGCCAACUACGUGUACCCUGCCCAGCCUGCCGCGGGCGUGUACCCUGGGGUCCAAGUCAAAGCAUAUAGCCCUGCUACAGCUGUGUCCAGUGCCUACCUGAACCGCCAGUACGCCGGAGUUGUCCAGCCUGCUUAUAGCCCCGUAGCGUACUCCGGCCAACUGGCGUACCCCCAGCCUGCCGUCGCUUACGCUGGCCAGCCCACCUACGUCCAGUCCCCUGUCUACCCUCAACCCGCCUACGUCGCCCAGGCUGUCCACGUCUGAACAAUGACUUGAUACUCUCUCCAAACCCGUCCUUUCUCUCCUACAUCCCUUCUCCAUCCCCGGUGUGAAUGUGUGAGUGAAUGAUAAAAAUAAUAAAAAAACUGUGUUUACACAA